UGUUCCUUGUUCUAUGAUGAAGUGAUGCAAUGUUUUAAUUGUAUGAUUAUUGAGUUGGUUAAUUAUUAUGGAAAUAGUUAGUAAUAAUGUUACGUUACUGUUAAUGAUUGUGCGUUGGUGGUCCGAGUAAUAUUUCAAAGAGUUAUGUAUGUAACGUUUAAGAUUGUGAUACUGAUUUUAAAUAUUUUAUAAAUUUGUCAUUUUAGUAAAACUAACCUCUUACAAUGUCGACAGUCAAAUCGAAUAGUUCAAGUGCGAAUUCAAAAAUAGCUAUUUUCAAUACGAUCAAGUAUGAACACUUAGUAGCUGGAGUAACUGGAGGCGUCACUUCAACUUUAUUGCUUCACCCUCUGGAUUUAAUCAAGAUAAGAUUUGCAGUGAACGAUGGUCGGACGCCAGUUCCUCAGUACCACGGGCUCAGGAACGCUGUCAUCACAAUCUUUCAGCAGGAAGGGCUCAAGGGGCUGUACAAGGGUGUCACUCCCAAUGUCUGGGGCUCGGGCAGUGCCUGGGGCUUUUACUUCUUGUUUUACAACUCCAUAAAGACAUGGAUCCAGGGGGGCAACUCCAAGACACCACUGGGACCUACCAUGCACAUGAUCGCUGCAGCAGAAGCUGGGGUGUUGACACUCGUCAUGACUAACCCUGUGUGGGUUGUAAAAACAAGACUGUGCCUGCAGUACGGGCGAGAGAGUGACCUCAAGAGCAGCAGAGAGUACUAUGGUAUGAUGGAUGCUCUCAGGAAGAUAUACAAGGUCGAGGGUGUGAGGGGCCUCUACAAGGGUUUUGUGCCGGGCAUGCUGGGAGUUUCUCAUGGAGCUCUGCAGUUCAUGACAUACGAGGAAAUGAAGAAUUGGUACAACAAGUCACGUCAUUUACCCAUUGAUGCAAAAAUGGGAACUAUGGAAUAUCUGACGUUUGCUGCACUGUCCAAGUUGUUUGCAGCGGCGGUGACAUACCCGUACCAGGUGGUACGCGCACGGCUGCAGGAUCAGCACCGGGAGUACAAGGGCACGUGGGACUGUGUCGACCAGACUUGGAGGAACGAAGGAUGGCGAGGGUUUUACAAAGGUUUAAUUCCGAAUCUGACCCGCGUGGUGCCGGCGACCAUGGUAACGUUUGUCACCUACGAGAAUGUCUCAAGAUAUUUGUUGAGCUUCCGGACGUCAGAUAUUAAUAUCUCAUAACUCUUGUCUAUCUUAGUUCUGCCGAUUAGCUUUACCAUCCUUCCAACCGAUGAGGAAGAAAGAAACUUACCGUAAAUGUUGUAGCUUUUAGUUGCUAAGCAUUAGACAAAAAAUUUUAAAAUGUUCUUUUUAUUAGGUUGCCAGUUAUUCUACUAAGGUAUAAUUUAUUAAAGAAAUAAGUUAUGUCAUCCCAUAUAAUUAAAAUAUUUUAUAAUUUUAAUAAAAAAACAUGUUUUGAGUUGAAAGUUUAAAAUUUUGAAGAUUUUAAUUGGAUGAAUAUGCCCAGUUCCAUUUAAUGGUCACAUCAGGACCGUUUUUACAAAAUUGCCAUCACAGUUCACCAAUUAGGCGUUUGAUAAAAUUUCCGCCUCAGAUAAAGUUACUGUAACAGAUGGCUUGCCAAACAUUACGUGAGCAAGUGUUGUUUAUUUCACGUACAAAGCAAUCGCCAUAUUUUAAAACAGCUCAUAAUAUGUUAAAGAUUUUUUUCUGAAGUUAUUUAAUCAACUAAUAAUUGUUAAAAUAUUGUAUGGACAUUAUUUUAAUAGUAUAAAAAUAAGUUUGCUAUAAGUAACACCACACAAUAUAAUUUAUGAAAUCAAAUUGUUGCCAGAAUUACAAAAGAGUUUAUUAGUUAAUUAACAACGAGAGCGCACAAACUGUACAUUGCAAAGUGUUAUUUUGUUACAAGUAAAUGGUGACACUAAUGGUGUUUAUUUGUUUCUUUAUUUCAGAAUGUAUAACCAUUUGUGGUUGUUAUUUUUAAUGAAUAUUUGUCAAUUAAUUAUUUAUGAAUUUAAUAGUAUUAAUUAAGAGAGGACCUUUAUGUGUUCAAUUUGAGACGAUUGUCAAAGACAAUUCAUUACUGAAGUUCAGCCGCUACAUACACAAAUGUGUUUUACAUUUUAUUACUCAAGCUAAUUACUUAAACUAAAAAGUAUGGAUUUUUUUUUAAGAAUUGAGUAGGGAAACAAUGGACAUUUCAACAUGUGUCCAACAUAAUGUGUGUUUUUCUAUUUCAUAUAUGCUCAGAUUAUUGUCCCGAAAAUAUUGUUAAUUUGUUGUGUUUAAAUUAAUACCGUACUUUCACCAUCUUAAGCUUUGUCAGUUUUCAACAGAUCUGAGUGAAAAGCUUUUUCAACCUUGAGAAUAGCAGUCUAGGACAUAGAGAAAGCUUAAAUUUAGGGUUCUUAAUGUUAUUAUUAUUGUUACUAAAUUCAUCUUGCCCAAAACUUAAAGGUAGAAUACUAUUUUAGAAUGUUGGAUUACAGAACAGUUGUACCGGUAUUCCAAGAUCAACAAACAGCCACACUAGGCCUAGUGUUAUUUAGUAACAAUGACUUGGUAAAUCUUCAAACUUACUUAAGUUCCUAUUGUGCUCUUGUCAACAUCAACUUAUAGUUGAGCAUUCUGUAAAAUAAACAUCUUUUUCCUUAGUACACCUACACUACUUAAAUGUAAUAUGUCUUUAUUAGUCAGGUUUUGAAGUAUUAACUUUAUUAUAAAUUUGAUCUGGCUCUAUAUACGUUUAAAUAAUGUGUGUGAUUCAAAUAGAUAAAAUAAUUCUAUAAGAUUUGCUAUAAUUACUAUACUUUGUAGGUUAUACAAAAAUCAUGUUUAUUUUUCAAUGGACAUAUUUUUACUUAUCUUGGUGUCUAAUUUCUUAUAUUAUACAUAUAUAAAACAUUGUAUUUUUGGGAUUAUUUUUUCAGUGUUAUGAUAAUGUUUCUGAAAAGGAAAAAAUUGGUAGUUAAAUAUUUAUUUUACUUAAAUAAAUGUAUGUUGCAUGUGCUUUUUCUCUCUGUUUGUGGAUAUAUUUUCAAGAUCAUUUGUAAUGAGUAAUUAAUUGUACCAUUCGCUUUUAAUAAAUUAAAUUGUUGUGUUAA
Molecule: messenger RNA, 3073 nt
Organism: Homalodisca vitripennis (glassy-winged sharpshooter)
Lineage: Eukaryota; Metazoa; Arthropoda; Insecta; Hemiptera; Cicadellidae
Product: mitochondrial folate transporter/carrier
Exons: 7
Coding region: 225-1187 (320 amino acids)
Biological process (GO): folate import into mitochondrion; nucleotide transport
Cellular component (GO): mitochondrion
Molecular function (GO): FAD transmembrane transporter activity; folic acid transmembrane transporter activity
Source: RefSeq, a predicted model, not a curated record